Messenger RNA from Liolophura sinensis, 1349 nucleotides. Its product is annotated as spermatogenesis-associated protein 4-like. Gene Ontology annotation, cellular component: axoneme. Lineage: Eukaryota; Metazoa; Mollusca; Polyplacophora; Chitonida; Chitonidae. Gene Ontology annotation, biological process: regulation of cytoskeleton organization. The transcript is spliced from 6 exons. Gene Ontology annotation, molecular function: microtubule binding. The record is from RefSeq and is a predicted model, not a curated record. The coding region runs from base 1 to 951 and encodes 316 amino acids.
AUGAAAGGAUCCUCAAAACCAAAAAUUUACCUACCACAGAAGCAGGUUUCAUUCAGUGCGGUCCGGUCCGUUGUUAGUAAACAAAACCCCACGAUACCUGACACUAACAGCAGUGUACAUACGCUCGAUUACAGGCUUUCACUUUAUUUUAACUCAUCGAAAGAAACGAUGUCAGGUCUUACCCGGGAAGUGAUAAAAUGGAUCCAAAGUUUAGAUCUUACAUGGCAGAUUAAAACACCAAAAUGGGAUCUUACAAAUGGAUAUCUAAUAGCAGAAAUAUAUUCAUGGUAUUUCCCACAGGACAUUCAUAUGCAUUCUUACAAUACUGGAACUUCUUUGGAUUCUAAAGAAAAGAACUGGUCUUUGCUUAAAACUUUUAUAAAAAGGCGCCAUUUGGACAUCCCUGAAGAACUGAUCCAUGCAACAAUACACUGUAAAGAGGGAGCUGCAGCUUUGAUGGUGGAAAAGAUGUAUGAGCUAUUAACCAACAGACCAGUGAAAAAGGAAACAGCAGAUGAUGAAAUCACUUUCACAGACAGAGAAUAUCAAAUUAAAUUGCCUAUGCAUGCCAGAUCAACAGCGUCACAAGCCGUGAAAAACAAUCUACGCAUCACCGAAACAAUGGCAGAUUCUAAUCUAAUUCUUGCUGCACAUAAGGCACAAAAUAUCCUAGAUAACCACAUAGAGCACAGGAGAGAAGAGCGGCUACAAGACCCGAAACGAUUCAAUGUCAAGCCAACUUUAGGGGAGCGCUGUCCUCGUCGGGCCCCCAAAUUAUCAUCAUAUAAAACAGAAAGUACAGUAGUGCAAGAGAAAAAUGUAGCUAAUAAGCAAGAUGAUGGUAUCAACGUACACAGAGAAGCAACAGUCCAGUUUAAAGAAGUACCAGUUAGACAACUUGACAAAGCUGCCAUUUACAGCAUGCCCAUUGCCACACAGCCAGGAUAUUGAGACAAUUAAAACUGAAUAAUAUCAUACAUAAGUUUAGUGAGUUGAGAGAAUUGUGCAGGGAAAGUUACAUAGCCUACUUGCUUGACUUAGUAGCUUUUUGCGCAUUCUCACACUUUGCAUUUUGAGCGAUACUUGACACACUUGAACAGUAUACAUUUAUUUUAUGUAACUGUCCGUUAUGAAUGUGAAACAACCCUAUGUGUUUUUCGCAUUGCAAGAUUGGCACACCACAAAAUUGUCCUUCUGUGUGGAGCUAGGUCCAAAAAAUUAUAUGCUAUAUCUUGUACAUCUUGAUACCAGAUAUAUGUUGGUUUCUUUUGUUACUUUUAUUUUCUACUCUAAAAGCAGUGUUUGGCUUCAAUUUUAAAUCUUUUAUAAAUAUUUACAAUGUUGUGAAA